CGCUGAAGUAAAUGUCCUCCUUCAACCUCACAAACGUUCUCUAUGCCACGACAACUUUUGUCAAUAUACCUAAUUCAGGCCUGCAAUUGAGGUGUCGUCGCAAACGCGUCCGCAAAUGGACCUGAUUUGCGACGUUCAAUCCUGAGUGGAGGUGCUUCAUCCUCAGAUAUUUACUGUGCUUAUCAGCAAACGCCGAGCUUCAAUUCAUGCCUCCCUCAAUUAAAAGUUAAAGCUCUAUGGGCUUCCGAACCAACUUCGGCCUGCAAAGUUGUACAACGCGAAAAAUGCCGUCCCAUUGGUAGCUUGAUCGACACACAAGCACGCACUUCUCUAGAGGCGCAGUCAUGUACAACCACACCACGCUGUCCAGAACGAGGGAGGCCGCGCGAUAGGUCAGGAAGAGGGGAAGAGACGACGUUAGGGAAAGUGCCAGAUCUCUAAUGUGCAAUGUGCGAUGCGUGUGCUACCUGACCUGCAUGAUCUCAGAGAACCACCAACCUCAUCGGCACCAGCCCUCGCUCGCUUGUUUUCCGCCUGCAAUGCACGCAUACUGCUCAAUUUGUUGAUCUAGUUUUACAUCAGCGGGCCAACACGGUAUCUUUUUCUACCCUCUUUCCGAAGAACUUGGCGGUACGACAUUGAGCUUACAGUGCAGAGAUGCGGGCAUUUGCUUUUUCCUACAAGCCAGGAGUAUGAAUGGCAAGGCAUGGAGUUUCCGGAGAACUGAGGGUGCACGUUUUGUUCCCCUGUAUAACUGUCUCAGCUUUUACUACUCAAGCUUUGGCGUGGUUGUUGAGGAUACCCUCGGGUUGAGCCGACCAGUUGCAACAAAUACAUUGUGCAAUACCGCCCCCAUGGCCCUGUCACUAGUAUGACUUCCCGCAGACAGGACGAAUUCAGAUGCCCCUGAUCAAGUGUACAACACGAGAGCUUUGUUGUUUCUCCAAAGGCUUUGGAUGAGCGCGAAGCAUAGCCACAUAAGCCAUGUACCGCUUGGUUGUUUCGAAUUCCACCAACGCUUCGGCUGAUGCUUAUUCACCUCUGGACCGUCAUGGUGCACCAGAUCAUUGCACCAAACUCCAAGAACGAACAAUAUAUCAUCGACGAAGCAAAGAAGCAUCCGAGCAAUAAGCGUUACUCACUCAUUGUUCUGCAGACUUGGCAAUCCUUAUCACGUGGCUUGAAUGCGGCCCCAUUCACCUCGAGCUCACUGAGACAUGUCCCGGACCUGGAACAGCCUAUGCUGUAGCUACCUAGCCCUGGUAAUCGGGAUGGUUUCAACUGAGCACCAUGGCAAAAUCUCAACACAUGGAGCUGAUCCUGCCAAUGCGUUGUCUUAUAUCAGACAGAGAUGGUGAACAACUGGACCAGGAAGCCUCAUCUUGCAUGCUGGGGUUAAAGGAUGUGUGACUCAGUGCGCGGGUUGGGACAAGCAAAUCUGUGAAACGUCGCUGGAGAUGUUUCACAGGUCUCCGUGCAACAACUGUGAAGCGAAGUCAUGAGCCAUAACUCACUUUAUCGGAUAAGCUCGCUCGUCCGAGUCGACUUGGUACAUGAAAGGCACUCAACCACUGUGACGGAGUGGAAUCCGGAGGAACAAGGCGGGGUAGAGAACGAGAUAUGUUUCGCCUCCACGAGUGUCGGGUUGAACGAUUCCAUCACACUUUUGCUUCGAAUAACCGCCUCAUAUCAACAAAAUCUAAGCUCCAGGGCUGUCAACUUAGCUGUCAAGAGAUUUUGGCCUUGCGUCUGGAGGUGCUAUCCGAAGAUGGUUCUGGAAAGCAUAAUUACAGACGAUAGCAUCUGAAGUGAUGUUGAAAGCUACCAUGAUGACAUAACGAUGAAAUACGAUGAAAUGCCAAGGCAUGUUCUCAGGUACUGACCGAUGAGAUUCGGGUUCUUGGGCCCCAAAGGUGGGGUGGGGAGCGGGUGCGAGGAUUUGACGCUAAUCAAGUCCCAACUUCGUUACCUCAAGAGGACUGUGGUUACAGUGAAAAGGGAUGAUUGGUCUCC
This is a messenger RNA of Fusarium verticillioides 7600, 2013 nucleotides long. RefSeq lists its product as hypothetical. The transcript has a single exon. The record is from RefSeq and is a predicted model, not a curated record. Lineage: Eukaryota; Fungi; Ascomycota; Sordariomycetes; Hypocreales; Nectriaceae. Bases 1499 to 1807 code for a protein of 102 amino acids.